CAGAAUUUUCCCAGUCUGCAACAGUUUCCCCUCUUAAUGCUAUUACAAAGAUCAAACACAAACCAAACAAUUCACACUGGUUUAUCUAAUUUGAAGAAAACUCUAAUGAGUUCUGUUGUGUUUUGUUUGCAGAACAGAGUGUUCUGGCAGUCCCUGCAUGAUAGAGAGGACCUGCAAGCAGAAGGCACAGUGCUGUUUACCCUGAAGAAGCGAGUGUGUGUGCUGGAAAGCGCUGACCGUUCUAAUGGAUCGCAUGGAGCUGCAAAAAGUCAACAUCGAACCUGAUGACCAGAGCAACAGUGGCGAAAGCCUUGAAGACAACUGCACAGAGCCAGCUGAUUCGGAAAAGACUGCAAUUAGGAGUCCCUUUGCUAGUGAUGAUGCAGAAAGUCAGAAGUUCCUUACAAAUGGAUAUCUGGAUAAAAAGAAAUUGGAAGACUACAAUGAAGAAUAUCACAGCGGUAGAACUUCCUUUGGAAUGUCUUCGUUCAACCUCAGCAAUGCCAUUAUGGGCAGUGGCAUCUUAGGGCUCUCCUAUGCCAUGGCAAACACAGGAAUUAUCCUUUUCAUAGUUUUGCUGCUCAGCGUAGCAAUAUUGUCACUCUACUCAGUCCAUCUUUUACUGAAGAUAUCAAAAGAAGGAGGAUCAUUAAUAUAUGAAAAACUGGGAGCAAAGGCAUUUGGCUGGCCUGGGAAGUGUGGUGUUUUCAUUUCAGUCACAAUGCAGAAUAUUGGAGCUAUGUCAAGCUACCUUUUUAUUAUUAAAUAUGAACUUCCUGAAGUCAUCAGAGCAUUUAUGAAACUUGAGGAUAAUUCUGGAGAAUGGUACCUUAAUGGGAACUACCUUGUCAUACUUGUAACAAUUGUGGUUAUUCUUCCCCUCUCCCUUCUGAAAAGCUUAGGUUAUCUUGGUUACACGAGUGGGUUUUCGCUGACCUGUAUGGUUUUCUUUGUCAGUGUGGUGAUCUUCAAGAAAUCCCAAAUACCCUGUCCUCUUCCCAUCAUGGACCAUGGGGUUGUAAACUGGACGGCCAGCAACAGCACAGUGCCAAUGCACCUGGUCAUGUUAUCAAAUGAGUCACUCAGUUCUGGUGUGAAUUUCAUGAUGGAUAACACAGCUGGGCACUUCCCAAGCCUUGAGGAGCCAAAAGAUACCUCCUCAAGAAGCGGUGUAGAAUAUGAAGCACAUGGUGACAAUAGUGACAAAUGCCAGCCAAAAUACUUUGUGUUCAACUCACGGACUGCCUAUGCAAUACCCAUCCUGGCAUUUGCAUUCGUAUGCCACCCUGAGGUGCUACCAAUAUACAGUGAACUUAAAGAUCGCUCCCGAAAGCGGAUGCAGAAUGUCUCAAAUAUCUCCAUCACUGGCAUGCUCAUCAUGUACCUUCUGGCUGCCCUGUUUGGAUACCUUACCUUCUAUGGAGAAGUUGAAGAUGAGCUACUUCAUACAUACACUAAAGUGUACACCUUCGACAGCCUUUUGCUGUCAGUUCGCCUGGCAGUGCUGGUGGCUGUAACCCUGACCGUGCCCCUUGUCCUUUUCCCUAUCCGUUCAUCUAUCAGUGCGUUGCUGUUUCCCAAAAGACCAUUCAGCUGGAUAAGGCAUUUCCUGAUUGCAGCAGUAAUUUUGGCUUUUAAUAAUCUGCUUGUAAUUUUUGUCCCAACUAUUAAAGACAUUUUUGGAUUUAUCGGAGCCUCUUCUGCUACAAUGUUGAUUUUCAUCCUCCCUGGUGCCUUCUACCUACGAAUUGUUAAGAAGGAACCCCUGAGGUCACCCCAGAAAAUUGGGGCUCUAAUUUUCCUCAUAGUUGGCAUAAUAUUCAUGAUUGUGAGUAUGACUCUUAUUGUAAUGGACUGGAUUUACAAUCCCCCAAGUUCAAGACAUCAUUAACCUGUGAAGACAACCAAGUGCUUUUUAUAACAUAAAUAUUUGUAUUGUGCGCUCUGAAGAACAUCUAAAUGGGAUUGUUAUUCCUAGCUAGUAACUGCAGUACGUUGAAGACAGUUCCUGGUAAGGCCACAAGAACCCAAAGGAGUCUACAUCAUCCUUGUCAAUAAGGAUUGUUAUUUAUGCAUAGGAAUCUGAGCUUAACAUUUCUGGCCAGGUGAAAUGAAAAGUGUGGUGUGAAUGCUUUCCUUUUUCAAAACCAAAAUAACUUUGUACAUAGUCCUCAAAAAUAACUUGGUGUCACCCCUUUCAAAAUCUCCCAUAAUGAUAGUAACCACAGUUCCUAGAGCCUUGGAAAGGUAAUGGCCAGAAAACCAGUCAGUACCUUGUUUUCGAUCUGAAGAUCGUAGGAGUGGCUGCCCAGGUCCAAGAGAAAGGGUAUGGUUUCUGGGGGGGAUCUGGAAGGUGAUUCCUCCUGCCUGAUAGACUGACCAGCCUAUCAAAAAGACAAUGGCUUUGACAAGCCAGUGGACAAAGCUGAGUGUUAGGUUUGUUGCCCAGAUUUGUCACCCAGUUUUUGUAUAGAAUAAAGCCCUUUGACACAGAUUCUCUUCUGGGGCACGUGCUUGAAGAAGAGUAUUUUCAUUUUAUUUUUAAAGAUGCCUGUGCUGGAAGUAUCUGUCAUUCCUGCUGUAGGGGUUUUUCUGUUCUUUAAUUUUUAAUUGUUGUGUGAGCUUACAUCACUGAACAAGUUGUAUCCUCCAUAAAAACUUGUCUUCCACUCUCACAGGAAUUUAAGGAGACCACAAGGUGUGACAAAGCACCCUAUCCAGUAUUGUUCAGUACUUGUGUAUUUGAUAAAUGUUCAGUGCAGGAAACUGUAAUUUGCUAUAUAUAAAAAUAUAUGUAUUUAUGUACAUAAUUUUUUGUUCUCCUCUAGUCAUAAAAAUGUUACCCUGUGGUACAUGUUUUUUGAUUUUUUUUUAUGUGUCACUCUGUUUUCAUAGCCACACACUUAAUACUGUUUUGAAGGAAACAUAUUGAACUGGUGGGUUUGUAAAAGGUUCAUUUUUAUUCAGUGGUUGAAAUAUACUGGUAGCAGGGCCUAACAGCUACCUGUGUAAAAACACAUUCAUUUGUUUACUACUUUCGUUAUAAUAAAUUUCAAGA
Molecule: messenger RNA, 3058 nt
Organism: Hirundo rustica (Barn swallow)
Lineage: Eukaryota; Metazoa; Chordata; Aves; Passeriformes; Hirundinidae
Gene: SLC38A4
Product: solute carrier family 38 member 4
Exons: 15
Coding region: 245-1891 (548 amino acids)
Biological process (GO): amino acid transmembrane transport
Molecular function (GO): amino acid transmembrane transporter activity
Source: RefSeq, a predicted model, not a curated record